Geodia barretti is the source of this 2265-nucleotide messenger RNA. The record is from the annotation of a GenBank genome assembly. NCBI's taxonomy places the organism in Eukaryota, Metazoa, Porifera, Demospongiae, Tetractinellida, Geodiidae.
AUGACCAAUAGACAAAUUAUCUCCACCGACAAAGCCCCCAGUGCAAUCGGUGCUUAUUCACAAGCAGUGCGAUCCUCGGAUACUGUCUAUAUAUCUGGACAGAUUCCGUUGGACCCGACCACUCAGGAAGUGGUGGACGGCGAUGCGAGAACACAGAUUGACAGAGUAUUUCAGAACGUGGCAGCGGUUGCGGCGGCAGCCGGUGGCAGCCUUUCGGAUAUCGUCAAACUCACUGUGUACCUUACUGAUCUUGGAAAUUUUCCUACUGUAAACGAGGUCAAGGAUCUUCUGUUCCAUCUUCCUUAUCGCUACCAAGAUCGCACACGGACUGUUCCUCUUGACUCGCUGAUCACCGGUCAAACCAUGUUGGUAUCCGGCCGAAUCAUCACCGUCCGGGUUCAAUUUGGUCGCCGUCGCAGUUUAAUCGUCAAAAUUGACGAUGGAUCUGGAAACAUGUGUAUGCGACUCUUUCACUUCAGCAACAGACAAAAAGAGAAUCUGGAAAGAGCUACAUGGCUUCGCUGUUUCGGCGAAGUGCGUUGGAUGCGUGCCAACUAUGAAAUGGUUCACCCCGAAUAUUCGGUUUUUGAUCAUUCGCCUGCUGCCGUACAAGGUGACAGUCUCACUCCAGUGUAUCGGCUUACCGAAGGAGUUGGGCAAGCGUUGAUGCGUGCCACUGUCAAUUCCGCACUCAAACUCAGCAAGAAUCAGGAAGUCCUCGAACUUCUACCGACGCAAGCGCUUGAAGCGCGUCAGCUUCCUGAUCUUAAGGCCGCUCUGGAGUAUGUGCAUGCUCCACCUUCCGAAAAAUUUAAACUCAGAGAAGAACAGCAAAAAGAGCCUGCCAUGCAGAGACUCAUUUUUGAGGAAUUGGUGGCCUUUCAAAUUGCACGUCGCCAGCACAAAAGACUACGACAGUCUGUCAAAGCUCCCAAAAUGGAGCCGUCGGGGGAGUUGUCCAGACAACUGAAAGAAUCACUGACUUUCAAGCCGACUGAAUCCCAGCGAAAAGUCAUUCACGAAAUCCUUGCAGAUUUGAAGCGAUCAAUGCCGAUGCUGCGUCUGGUGCAGGGAGACGUAGGUUCCGGCAAAACGCUGGUUGCCGCGGCAGCUGCGGCUUGGGUUGUGGAAUCCGGGUUUCAGGUUGCGAUCAUGGCUCCGACAGAACUGCUCGCGGAGCAGCAUCUGAAGUCAUUCGUUGACUGGUUUGCUCCGCUUGGAAUUGACGUCCAGUUGCUGACUGGCAGAUUGUCUGCAAAAGAUCGUCGAAAUGUCGAGUACGCCGUUCAAUGGGGCGGUGCCAACAUCGUCAUCGGCACUCAUGCCCUCUUCCAGGAAGGAGUCGAUUUCAAAAACCUGGGAUUGGUUGUAAUUGACGAACAGCACCGUUUUGGCGUUGGCCAGCGCUACGCGUUUCGUAAAAAAGGCGUGAGGAAAGAACACGUGCCUCACCAGCUUGUAAUGACCGCAACGCCAAUUCCUCGAACACUCGCGAUGACAUUCUACGCUGAUUUGGACGUGUCCAACAUAACCGAGCUUCCUCCCGGCAGAAUUCCGGUACGUACCGAGAUCAUCCCUUCAUCGAAGCGCAGCCAUGUAAUCGGCAUGGUCGAACAUCUGUGUGCAUCCGGUCAACAGGCAUACUGGGUGUGUCCGAUCAUCGAAAAAUCAGAAGUGCUGGAUGCCGAGUCCGCCGAAGAGGCGGAGAAAUUUGUGAAAGAAGCACUGCCUGGACGCCGCGUUGCCUUGAUCCAUGGUCGCCUGAAGAGCGUGAAACGGGAUCAGAUCAUGACGGAUUUUCGGAAAGGCAAAGUUGACGUGUUGGUUGCAACUACGGUGAUUGAGGUCGGAGUGGAUGUGCCGAAUGCGAGCUUGAUGGUGAUCGAAAGUUCCGAGAGACUGGGGCUUUCGCAAUUGCAUCAGUUGCGGGGUCGUGUCGGUCGCGGUUUGAAAGAGGCUCGGUGCGUACUUUUAUUUAAAAAAGAUUUAUCAGAAAUGGCUAAUAAGCGAUUGACUGUGAUGCAGGAAUCGAACGAUGGCUUCAAAAUUGCAGAAACUGAUCUUAAGCUUCGCGGUGCCGGUGAACUGCUUGGUACGCGACAGACCGGAGCGCAGCUAUUCCGUAUUGCGGAACUGCCGAGGGACAUGGAAAUGAUCACAGAUGUCAAUCAAGUUGCAGAAUUGAUUAUGGACAAGCACCCCGACUACAUACAACCAUUGAUCAGACGCUGGACUGUCCGGGAGGGUGGGUACAGUGCUGUUUGA